Molecule: messenger RNA, 16410 nt
Organism: Coregonus sp. 'balchen'
Lineage: Eukaryota; Metazoa; Chordata; Actinopteri; Salmoniformes; Salmonidae
Source: the annotation of a GenBank genome assembly
AGAUACACCCCCAGUCACCACAGAGUUCACCACGGUAAGAAAGAAAGCCUCUUCUUCUCUGUCAAACACACAUAUUCUUACCAUAUUUGACGUGACUUGAUCAGUGCAAUAUUGGUGAAAAAGGAAAAUGAUGUGUUGCAUUUCAUUGGCAGGGCGAAAUGAAUAUUGCAUUGAUAAGAAUUACGGGGGAGCUCUGAUAAUAUGGGACCGACUAUUCGGUGAGUAAACGCUCACAAGGUCAGUGCUUGUUGUAAUAUGGCCAUAUAACUACAUUCUCUCACUUUGAUUUAUCAGGUACCUUUGCUCCAGAGGGCGAUAAAGUUGUCUAUGGUCUCGUACACAAAAUAAACACAUUUGAAAUCCUCCAUAUUCAGGUUAGUCCCAUGAGAAAAUACAAAAUGAAUAUCUUAUUUGCUGUGUUGUGUUUUGUACACUGUAAGAUAUAAACUACUAGACUAUAAAUGUAUAUACAAGCUAUCAAAGAGCAAAUUGUCACAGUGUUUAGACUGAGCUGACACUGCGUGCAAACUGUCUGAUUGUUCCCGUAUUACAUCAGUGGAAUCAAACCAUUUGUAGGGCAGUUACUCUCAAUCAGUGUAUACAAGUAAAUGUUACAACAUUCAGGUGCCGCUAUAGAUGAGGCCCCAGCUAGUGGAACAGCCAUGCUGGAACCAUAACAUUAUUACGCAACUUUAAACAAACCGCCCAGCAGAGGUGAAAGAGUCCAAUAAAAUGAAAUACUAGAAGUUGUGUUUGAUUAUUUUCACUGCCCUUACCACUGGCAACUUACCGCAUGAGCAAUCCCUCCAAAAUGACAAGCAACAUUCUCAACCCAGUAUUAAUUAACGCACAGAUUAGCAUUGACAACAAUGAAUAUGUAGUAAUAUCAGGGCUUUUAUAGUAAAACUGCUUAUGUAAUAUAAUGUCACUGUAAUGUGAUGGUAUAUAUUUUAUAUUUUUCCUUUAGUUCCAUUACUAUAAAUACUUGUGGAGGAGGUUCAACAGAUACAAGAAAAUCUUCAAUAAAUUGGGCGUCCUCUGGAAAGGACCAAGUUGGAAACCUGGCAAACCAAGGCUGGGGGAUCACGCAGAGGUGCCUGAGGUACUACCACAUUCAAUAUGAAGACACAUUUUGUCAUUAGAGGAAGAGAGAAAACGAGAGAGAGAUAGCGAGAGAGAGAUAGCGAGAGAGAGAUAGCGAGAGAGAGAUAGCGAACGAGAGAGAGAUAGCGAGAGAGAGAUAGUGAGAGAGGGUCUGUAAGACGUGGGGAAUCAUGGAGACAAAGAGAGUAUGAAGAGAGAGUUGAAGACGGUGUUCUAGCAUUUUUUUUGUGUGUGCAUUCCCAAAAGGGACACAUUUGACACUUUCGUACUUCAUUACCUAUCAUUAUGACGCAAAGUAAAACACUAGCCUCACUAUCCAAAUGACUCACAGUAUUCUCACUUGAAAGAUUCACAUUUUACACAGCCUUUACAAGGAAACACUACACCAAAUAAAUCCUCAAGGCCUUUGUAGGGGGAACACAAUAAGCUCAUUUUCACUUUAAAUAGUAAGUCUGUGGGUGCCCUGCUAGGGAUCAAAAGGGUGUGAGUGUGUUUGUUACUAUAGUGCCCAUCAGGAGCCCCAGUGGUUGGCUUUGAAAUAGCGCUGAUGGUGGCACAUAUUUAGGCCCUUCACACUUAAAAAAAACUCCACCCCUCGUCUUUAUGAUUAAAUUGGCCCCUAAACUCUUGCAUGGUGAUUCUAAACAUGUGGAGGGUGCUGGAAUUUGACUGAAAUAUCUUGAAAGGCUUGCCAUUGUAGGCCUAGACGGGUGCAUUGAUAUUCUCUAAGGAGAGAGAGAGAGAGAGAGAGAGAGAGAGAGAGAGUCAGGGUCGAAUGUGUUGGCUUUUGAGGCUAAGCAGAGCUGUGGGCUGGAACACCUACAAGGGUAGUGAUGUGAAAGAAACCCACAUGUAGCUAACUCACCCAAGACCCCUGGAAAACCCCUGCAAGAGACCUGUACCAAUUCAACAUCUAGAGCUCUUGUCACGCUCUGGCUCCGGGACUUUGUAUGUUGAGCCAGGGUGUGUUCGUUUCGUUGUGUUCUGUUUGGUUGGGUUGUUCUAGGUGGUUGUAUUUCUUUGUUUGAAUGAGUGACUCCCAAUCAGAGGUAACGAGUGUCAGCUGUUGGCUCGUUGUCUCUGAUUGGGAGCCAUAUUUAAACUGUCUGUGUUCACCUUGUGUUUGUGGGUUUUUGUUCCGUGUUCAGUCAGUGUUACUGUGGACUUCACGAUCGUGUUUUGUUUUGUACUUGUGCUUUAACUAAUUAAAGUCAUGUUCGUUUCACACGCUGCGCCUUGGUCUACUCCUUCUCGUCAAGACGAUCGUGACAGAAAAACCCACCAUAAAAGGACCAAGCAGCGUGUCCAGGAGCAGGCAGCCUGGACAUGGGAGGCGCGCCGUAGAGAGGUGCAGCGGCGGCAAACGGGUCAAAGUCGGAAGGUCGAGAGGCAACCCCAAGAAAUGUUUAGGGGGGGGCACAGGGCAUGGACGACGUGGGUACUGGAGGCGAUAAGGGAGAGGGUGAGAGUAGAGGCACGGCGAGAGGAACUGUGUAGGCAGCUGAGGGAGCGGAGGGUUAUGAAGAAACCCAGUCCCGCUCCUCACACCAAGCAAGUGGUGUGCGUCACCAGUCCGGUCCGGCCCGUUCCUGCUCCACGCACCAAGCCCACGGUGUGCGUCGCCAGCCCGGUCCGGCCUGUUCCUGCCACUCGCACCAAACCUACGGUGCGCGUCGCCAGCCCGGUCCGGCCUGUUCCUGCCACUCGCACCAAACCUACGGUGCGCGUCGCCAGCCCGACCCGGCCUGUUCCUGCCACUCGCACCAAACCUACGGUGCGCGUCGCCAGCCCGGUCCGGCCUGUUCCUGCCACUCACACCAAACCUACGGUGCGCGUCGCCAGCCCGACCCGGCCUGUUCCUGCCACUCGCACCAAGCCUGGGGUGCGAGUCGUCAGCCUGGUCCAGCUCGUUCCUGCUACUCGCACCAAGCGAAGGAUGCGAGUCGUCAGCCUGGUGAGGUCCGUUCCGGCUCCACGCACCAAGCCAAGGGUGCGUAUCGUCAGUCCGGUGCCUGAUCAGGUCAGCUACUCCACUACGGAGUUUGAGCAAUCCGCUCCGUCUAUGUCCGGUCCAGAUCCAGCCAGCGGGGUCAGACCGGACCGGGGGCGCUACGGGGGGAUUGUGGAAGGGUGGUGGUCAAGCCCGGAGCCGCCUCCGAGGAGAAAUGCCCACCCAGCCCUCCCCUGUUUGGGGUUUUGAGGCGCGGUCGCAGUCCGCGCCUUUAGGGGGGGGUACUGUCACGCUCUGGCUCCGGGACUUUGUAUGUUGAGCCAGGGUGUGUUCGUUUCGUUGUGUUCUGUUUGGUUGGGUUGUUCUAGGUGGUUGUAUUUCUUUGUUUGAAUGAGUGACUCCCAAUCAGAGGUAACGAGUGUCAGCUGUUGGCUCGUUGUCUCUGAUUGGGAGCCAUAUUUAAACUGUCUGUGUUCACCUUGUGUUUGUGGGUUUUUGUUCCGUGUUCAGUCAGUGUUACUGUGGACUUCACGAUCGUGUUUUGUUUUGUACUUGUGCUUUAACUAAUUAAAGUCAUGUUCGUUUCACACGCUGCGCCUUGGUCUACUCCUUCUCGUCAAGACGAUCGUGACAGCUCUACACUUUUGAGUUUUAAACCAAGUUUAAGCUACAUACAGUAUUGAUGUUCUGUAGUGAAUUAUUUCAAAGUAGUUGAACAAUAUCUUAUCAUCUGCAUAUAGACAAGCCAUGACAAUAUGGCCAGUUAAAAAAUCACAGCAUUCAGGAAUUAUGUUAUAUUGUCUUAUCUUUUUGUUUAGCUGUAUUAUAUUGCUGUUUUAAUAUUUCUGAUUUAUGUAAUUGACAGGUCACUGGAGAAGAGCUGCCAUACAAUCCCAGUUGGCCUCUGGCUCUGCAAGUCUAUGUCUGCAUACAUGGUCUAAUGUUGUUGGGUGUUUACCAGGAUCUGUUUGAGUCAAGGCUGGUAUGUAUUGUCAAUCUCAAGAGUGACCAGUCAUAGAUAAUCAACUGGGAUUGAAUACACAGGGUUCUAUCUUAUUUUAGCCAUUUUAAAUAAUGUAAUUUUCAUUUUCUUCGAAGGAACAAAGUCACAAACAUUCGGUUUAUUUGAGCUCAUUACAUGCUUCAUUUGGUUGUUUUUCUACAGUAUUUACAGAAAAAUACUGACUCUGCUACCAUCAAGUCAGAAUGACUGACUGUCAGUCCUCUUUAGAAUAACCUUUGUCAAUUUUUUCCCACUCUCAGAGCCAAAAGACCACCCCUUCCUCUUUCAAAAAACUCAAGUCAGGUUUCCUCAGCAGUUAUCUUUGGACUGCUUUUUUCCCCAGGCAUAGUUUUGGUUAGCCAACAUAUGCUGUCCCACCCAGCCCUUCAAAUUGAGACAAAAUGGCCUGUCUUCAUGUGAUUCCUACCUCCGUGGUGUUCCCUUAGUUGUGGUCCUCCCUCCACAUAGGCCCACAGUCAAAGAGUUCCCCCUUCUUAUUGGCCACCAGUGCAUGAAACAGCAGCACAGCAGCUGGUGGUCUAAUAGUGAACACAAAUGCCUUAAUUGCCAAGUCAACCAUUUCCCAACCAUUUCCCAACCCAAAUAGCCUUCAGGAUGCAGUAAUCAGGAUUUCCAGGGAAAAUAACCUUGGCCUGACAAUAAAUCAUGUCCAUGUAUGUAUGUACGUAUACCUCCAUGUUCACUAGGCACGUAUUUAUGGUGACCAUUGAUGAUACAGUGUAGCACAAUUUAUGGUCUUAGUGUUAAUUCAAAGACAUUAAAACAUGUCUAUUUCAAACAAAUCCCAUAGGGCGGCGCACAAUUGGCCCAGCGUCGUCCGGGUUUGGCCGGUGUAGGCCGUCAUUGUAAAUAAGAAUUUGUUCUUAACUGACUUGCCUAGUUAAAUAAAGGUACAAAAAAAGUUAGCCUUCAAUUACAUCAUUGGUAUAGCCUGGUGUAGCUACAGUUUAUUUCAGGUUGGGUAAUUUUACAAUAAGGACACAGGUAAAUUGACCAAGUCGAAAAGCUAAUUCCUCAACUCAGAAUCCAACCAAUCUCUUGUCCUGAAAAUAAUAAUGGCAAUGAUGAAAACUAUUAUAAUAAUAAGUUAAUCUCCAGGUCUCAGAGGAUAUAGAAACAAUAACAUAAUCAGUCCAGUGCUGGAGUCACUGAAGCGCCAGCAGAUGGUGAAUUUCAUUUCUUUUCACUCACUGUUAUUGUUGAAAUACGAUAUGGGACGAAAUAGAAAUGUUGCGCACUGAGCGGGCAUGAAAAUCCAAACAUUUUCCUCUCGAUUUUGAUUGUUUCUGCUCUGAAUGCCCAUUAUUUUUUAAAGUUGAUGAACGUUUUCCCCAGCGACAGCUAGGUUGUGUCUAGGUUCCAUUCCCCCAGGGUAGAGAUAGUCAAAGUAAAGAUCAUGUAACCUAACUGACCUGCUUUGACUCCUGGGUAACAGUACCAGUGGGUGCAAUACAGCAUAAUGAUUCCCUGUAAAAUAGCCUAAUCAAAUUGUAUAAAUAAAUAAAAUACAAUUGCCAAAGAAUACAUUGCUGAAUAGAUUGGUAAUUAGCUUAUAAUAACUGUGUAGUUACUGUAUUACUGUCAAUUUAGACCUCACCUUAAGCGUUACUGACUAUAGUGAUGGAUAAGUUUACUGUGUGUCUUUGGAAUCCAUGUAAUGGAAAUGCUUUAGUAUAGUUGAUUCAUAAUGUCUUAUUUGCCCCCAUUGAAUACAUACAGUAGUGCCCCGCCUAUACUUUCCCACGUGUGUGUUAGGGGAAUAUGGGGUUUAACAAUUAUAGGGCCUGUACCAUAUAAACAUGAAGAAAUACUACUUUAUUGCUUCCUGUUGAUAUGUUGAUGCCAUAUAUGGCCUGUUGGGAAUGUGCAUUGUUGUGUAUGUACUGUAUGGAGGGAGGCCAGUGAUGUUUACAUGUCAGGGCCUGUGAGUGGAGUGUUGAAGAUCCAAACCCUGCUCCGACAGACCAGUCUAGUCCCUUAGGAGCAGCUAGUCUUACAGCUGUCUUUUAGGUUAGCAACUUAAGGCCAUGCAUUUUCACCACUCAUGUAUCCAUCCACGGGUUGGGGUUGUGUGCGAAAAAAAACAGCUUGCCAAGUUCAAUGUGAAUGUGUACGGUAUAGGACUGGUGUUCCCCAUAGUGUUUGCUUUGGCUUGAUGUAUAGUGGUACUGAGAGCUAUGUACCGCAACGUCUUCCACUGUGGUCAAGUCCCUUAGCAGGACUCAACAGAGAUGGUCAGAGGUAAUAUCCCUAUUAUAUAGAGUGUGAGAAAGGAAAGGGGGAUACCUAGUCAGUUGCACAACUGAAUGCCUUCAACCAAAAUGUGUCUUCCGCAUUCAACCCAACCUCUCUGAAUCAGAUUGUCUGAGUCACGGUUACUGGCAAGACUCUACACUACAUUGUGUAGGGGAGCUAGAUGUAACAUAAUAGCUUACUGUGUAUAGAUGUGUAGUCUGGGAUAUUAAAAGGGGCAUGGUUCAUGACUUUACUCAUAGUCAAAACUCCUGUGCCCAUAAUUCACCAUACAGAUGCAGGAUCUUAAUUUGAGCCAGUUUACUACAACAGGAAAAUAAUCCUACAGCAACAGGAAAUGUGAAUUAUUAUGUUGAUUAUAAUUAAUGGACAUUUUUGUAGGGGUUGAUACAUUUUUAAACCUCAAAUACACUACAAGUUUUACAUUUCCUGCAUUUCAGGAAAGUUCUCCUGCAACAGGGUGAUCAAAUUAAGAUCCUACAUCUGUACCUUUUCUCCUGAUAAGCAUGAUUUGUGUGUCUAUGUUAUAGAUGCUAUCCCAGCUGACUGUUCUGAUGAUGACUGGCUACAUUCUACUCAGUCUGACCUCCAUUGGCUUCAUCAUUGACCAAAGGUACUGUACUGUCAUAUAUCACUGGUACUGUACUGUUAUCCCUCACUGUAAAUAGCUUGGAAUUAGCACACAGAGAUUGGUCCUCUUCAAGGUUACGUGGUCCAACCCAUUUUAAGUCAAACAAUUUAGAAAAUUGAAAUGGAAAAAACUCCAAUAAUGACUUAUCAAUAGAUUGUCUCAUAUCUCUUGGAUUUCAAUGCCAUAACUGAAUUGACUUGAAUCAAUUGAGUCAAAAUGCCACUUAAACCAGUUCGUUAUUGCCGAUUGUUGCGUUCUUUCCCUAUGCAGGUCAACGGCAUCCAUGUUGGAGUUGCUACGCUGUGUGCUGAUGGUGAUGCUGCUGAGAUAUGGCUACAUGACGGCACCAGCACCGCUGGUUGUGCCCAUUGAGGUUGGAGACAGACCGUGCUGCUACUACAAAACAUUUUAGAACCCCUUUUGGAGAAUGAUACAAUAUGCUAAUCUAACAUUUAAAACAUUAAUUCUUCAAGAGGUGUGAUAACUCGGUAUCCUACUGUAAUGUAAAGCUGGACAUAUAAGUAGGCAUUUAUCCACACCAUUUCAUUGUCCCUAACAUUUUACUAGAAAACACAGACAUACUGUACGUGACAAUGAGAUAUAAACAUACUUUCAGAGGUAACAAUUAGUGUAAUACAAACCUAUUAACCAAUCAAUAAGAACGUUGUUUUUGAUGAUGACCGUGUCAGUCAACAAAACAAACAAAGGGUGUCAGGAAAUAGUGCACUUAGCAGAAUGCCCUCCGGUCGAUGGUAGGAUGGGUGGGGCGUGGAGUGUGUGGGGAGUGGAGUGUGCGAGUUGCCUCUUUGAUGAUGAGCGGAGUCGACAGCCAGUCUUUAGGGGCCAUUAGGCCUAGUUAGAGCAUUGGCCCUUCCUGUAGCCAGCCAUGCUCUGUGGAUGAAGCUGCACUGUGUUCAGGUGUGACAGUAGGCUAUUACUGUAGUGUAUGUGUCCCUGUAUGUGUCCAUUGUGCCUCAUUGUGUUUGUGCGUAUGCGUUAGCGUGUGCGUGUGUGUGUGUGUGAGAGAGAGACUACGUGUGUGUGUGUGAACCGUCACUGGCUCCGGCCCCACAUUUACCUGUGAUGUAUGACUCCAGAUGCACGGCCCAAUUGACCAUAAAAUUGCUGUGCGUUUCUGGCACUUGCGGCGGAGUUCUAGAUCGUGGCUGACCUCUCAUUACUUGCCUUUUUCUCUCUCUCUUUCUCUCUCUCUCUCUCCCUCCUUUACUCCCUUGUUCCCUGCCAUCCCAGGCAGUGCGAACUGCAAACUGCAACACUUCUGGAACCAAUUAGUCUUGUCUGCUGCUAACCAAAGCUGGCUGAUGAGAUUCACACGUGAGCACUGCGGCUGAAUUGCUACUUUUAUUGUGUGACUCCACAUCUGCACACUCAGGUGUUCAAAAAGGAGACUGGAGUUUUUUCCCAGACACAUUAUUUUUCAAGAUGAUAAAAACAAAACAAAAUAUGCUGUGAAUUAAUUACAAAUGUAUUCAACUUCGACUUGAAAAAACGUGUUCAUCGUGAUUUAUUCACUACAUGCUACAUGGCAGUAUUUUCUCCAUGACAUCUUUGUUUUAUAUACUCUUUCUGCGAAUGAUUCAUUAGGCCCUAUUCAAUGUCUCAGUAUUUCAGUUGGAGCAGAAUAAAUGUCACCUAAGCAGGUGCUGCCCAUUGAAAAGCAUCACCAUUUUCAUGAAACGGUUCCUGACUUUGUACCUUGUUACCCAUUACUACAAGUGAGCCAGCAAAGAAACCGAGGUACAGUAAUGAUAUAUUGUCCUGACGCGUGAGGUGAACGGCCAGCUCUUUGUUGCUGGGGGAGGCAUUUUGAAGUCGCGCCAAUCAAUUCAAGCUGGGGACUCAAAGUGGAGGGAAGUUCACAUUUAAUUGUAGUCACUCAUUCAAUUCCACUAUUAAAGAAUAACUACAAAAAAUAGGUUGAGUUGAAGCACUCAAAGCCCACUGGCGUGAUAUACAGCACCCUUAAAGCUCACUGUGGUAUUUAUAGUGGCUCUGGAGAUUUCCCUUGUAAAGCUGCAGGCUUGACCUGUAAACCAAGACUGGGGUACCUCUCACCCUCCCUUACCCACCCACACCCAAUGUCUAAGUGGCACACAUGGAGCCAGGCUGUAUAAGGUAGAAUGGUGGUGUGUGGACAUGCGUAAAGUGUGUGUGUGUGAGAGAGAAAUAUUAUGUGUGUGUGUGUGUGUGUGUCUGUGUGUGUGUAUGUGUAUAUGUGUGUGUGUGUUUAUAUAUGUGUGUGUGUGUGUGUGUGUGUGUGUGUGUGUGUGUGUGUGUGUGUGUGUGUGUGUGUGUGUGAGAGAGAAUAUAUGUGUGUGUGUGUGUGUAUAUAUAUAUAUAUAUGUGUGUGUGCGUGGGCGUGCAUGCUUGCGUGCGUGCGUAUGUGGUGUGUGUGUUUGUGCAUGUGUCAUGUGUGUGGUUAGGAUUAGGGGCUGGGCGUUGAGGACUGGCAUGUAAUGAUGAAACAUAUGGUUUUUAGGCCCAUGGUCUGUCUGCCUGAAGGCCUGAAGGCGUAAGGGAACGUGCUGUAGAGCUGGGUUAGACUCUGUCCCACAGUCAUUAAGGAGCUACUCUCCCAACAGGCUAACCCCCUAACUAGUGAAGUCAUAGCAAUUUAAGAGAGCUAAUAAAAAAUACACCUGUCCCAUGGACCUGUGGAGAAGGAACCAGGAAUGAUGAAGGAACCAGGAAUGAUGAACCACUUAGAAUUCAAACUGAGUCACUCACUGCACUAUCAAUGAGAAAAGAGUUGUUGUCUGUAGUCUGAUUCUGUAUCAUGAGGAGGCUACUUUGCCAAUGAGAGUCUGUUUGCAGUUGGCACUUUUCGCUGUGAGCAGGGCUCACAUAACAGUAAAUAACUCAAACCACAAGUAUGCCAAGAAUCAUCAGAAUAACUUAUUAAUUCAUCAUAUUUGAUCUCUUCCUCUAUUUUGUGUAACACUUAUUCUUAUUUUCUCUAACUUUUUGAAGGGAAAGAAAAUAUUCCAUUGAGUCGAAGACAAAGAGGUCAGAACAAUUAUCAUGUUCACGUGAACACCAAAGCUCAUCUCAGCUUACGGCAGCUCUUAUCUAGCCCAACACCUGACCCAUCUACAAAAACAAUAUAUCCUAUAAACCCAUAGUUUCCACCCAUUGUUGGCACCCCAACCCUGAAUGAAAAGAUAAGACAGCAAUCAGUGAAAAUACACUGUUAUCUGAGAGCUCUGUUUCGACUAGCUCAUUUUCAGGUGCGAGAGGUUAGCGUUAGCGCCCUUUGAGGAGAGAAUGCCUGGUAGCAGAAAUACACUGAAACGCCUGAGGUUAAGGGAUCAUUUGGGACUAUGGAAAGUCUGAGAGGAUGACAUCAUCUGAAUGCUCCCAGGGAUGGAAAGGAAAUCUCCUCUUUGGCAAAAAUGGAGGGAUUUUAAAUAGAAGUAUGGGGUAAUAAUAGUGUUUUCUCCAAGUAAACAGUCCAAACUACUGCCUGUGUGAAAUAGUAUCAGUCAAUGUGCUGGGGUUCAUGUCACUCAACAGUAAGAACUGAUAUAUGUGUUGUCAAAGCUCAUGCCAGGUAAGGCCAUGGAAAUCUAAAUAGAUUGCUUGUUUUUUGGGCUAAUUCCUGAAAGCCGUCUCAGAGUAGGAGUGCUGAUCUAGGAUCAGGCCCCCCUGUCCAUAUAAUCAUAUUAAUGAUGAUAUAAAGGCUAAACUGAUCUUAGAUCAGCACUCCAACUCUGAGGCACUAUGAAUAAUGGCUCUGACUUGAUAUCCUCAAAAACCAAAGCACACCAUAAUGAUUGUCUUAGGAGUUUAAAUAAUUUAUUGUCCCUUAAUCGUAAAUGAUUCAUCAAUGAAAUACAAAACCAUUAGCAACAAUAUACAACAUGACUAGAUGGCAAAUUUACAAUCCAAGGAAACACUUUGAAGAACCCUUUUUGGUUACAGGUAGAACUCUUUUGGGUUCCAUGUAGAACCCUCUGGGGAAAGGGUUCUACAUGGAUCCUUGCUCACAGUCAAUCAUAUAAUGCAAGGCAAUCAUUGUUGCAGGGAGUUUAUUUUCCCCCUUAAAAAAGUAACAGACACAGACAUGCACACACACACACACACACACACACACACACACACACACACACACACACACACACACACACACACACACACACACACACACACAAACACACAUUCUCACUCUCUAAUCUAAUCAAUGUAAUAACAUAUAGAAUGAGCUCCAAAAGUAUUGGGACAGUGACACAUUUCUUAAUUAUUUUGGCUCUGUACUGCAGCACUUUGGAUUUGAGAAAGUUAGAGACGCACAAAUAUCAUACCCCCAAGACAUGCUAACAUUUUUGGGGGGUUAUGAUAUUUGUGCAUCUGUAACUUUCUCCUUAUGCUGUUCUUGGGAAUUUGUCACUGUUGUUUUGUCAUUGACUCAUGAGGAGGUAGAUGAGGAAAAAGAGGAUGUCGAGGAGUUAAGGAAGACCACAAACCCCUACGCUAAUCUGUCAUGCUAUUCCAACCCCAGUACUAGCCACUAGCCAGGAUGUUUGAAUGUGAUCAGGCUCCAGGUUCCUACAGUACAAUACGCUGACAGAGCAGAAGGUGAGAGGGAGGAGAAGACAGAGGUGGAGGUGGAGUGAAGGAAGGGAAGGAGGGAGGGAAGGAUAGUUCUCUCUCUCUCUCUUACAAGCCCCCUAGGGUUCCAUCCAUCUUUGCCCUUCUCUGUGGAAUCCCAUUGAACUGAUUUACAGAACGUCCGCUGAGACUCUAGUUCUAGGGCUCUGGCUUGGCCUGAUUGCUCCAUCAAAGCACACCGGGUUUGAUUUUGCAAGGCAGAAGUCUCCCCCUCUCUCCCUCUCUCCUUCUCGCUCCUUUGUUUUUUCAUCCCUUGUUUCUGGACCCGCUCCCGUUGCGCCACGGCUGCCAACUUUCCGCCUGCGCUCUCUCUCUCCAGAGUGGGCCGCCUCACCGCUGGAGCCACCCAGAGCAUUAUGGGUAUUAGUAAGAUUGAGACUUUCAUGGCUGAGGCUUACAAGGUGCAUCCCAAAUGGUAUCCUAUUCCCGAUAAAGUGCACUACUUUUGACCAGAGCCCUUAUGCUCAAAAGUAGUGCACUAUAAAGGAAACAGGGUGCCAUUUGAGACAUGGCUGAGGCUUUAGAAUGUGCCAAGCCCAUGGCCUCUGCAGUAAUGACAGUGUAAUAGUGUGGAGACACAAACAGCCAGGAGGUCGGGGAUGGUGAAUUAUUCUUCACUUUCGCUGACCCCAGAACAGUAGAAAUGCCUCAUGGACGGGAUAGGUUUGUAGUGACCUUGGAUCUGUCCCCUGACAUCCUUGGAGGAAAUAGUGCUGAUAAGAGUGGAAAGAGUAGACUGAGAAGCUGAAGGAGUCCCUUUGUGACUUCAUCAUUACUAUUUUGCUUCAUUACUACUGUACAAGCAAUGUGUGUGUGUCCGUUUAUCUGUGUGUCUGUGUGUGUGUUGGGAAGCGUUUCCCAUGGCUCUCGUACAGUUGUUAAGCCCCAGACAGAGCAACCUCUCUGGAGAGACAUUAACCUGCUCAGCAUCUCUCUGUUAACUGGGUUCAAAGAAAGGAGUCAAGAGUGUCUGCUUAUAGUGAAGAGACAGGAACUAGACCCAGCAGGAGGAGGAGAGCUAUGUGUGUGUGUGUAUUUGCUACAUACAUAUCUGCAUGUGCCUACCUGCGAGCAUGUGUGUGUAUUUGUGUGCAUGCAUGCAUAUCCACACAUGCGUGUGUGUGCGCUCAUGUGUUUAUCCCUGCCUGCGAUUGAGGGGAGUAUGUGUUUGUGUGUGUCUAAGAAUCUCCUAGCCCUGUUAUGCAGAUGUCUGAGUAUUGCAUCUCUCUCUCUCUCUCUCUCUCUCUCUCUCUCUCUCUCUCUCUCUCUCUCUCUCUCUCUCUCUCUCUCUCUCUCUCUCAAUGUGUACUGUAGGCAGGCAGGCAGGCAGGCUAGCCAUAUGGACGGGAGGGGAGCUCUGGAAACAUCCCAUUACAAGUCAUAUAUCACACUCCUGACAGCACCCAUUCUGCGCUGUUUUCAUUUCAAUCAUGAGUGCAGCUGCACGGGAGAACUCAGGGCUCCACCAUGUUAACCCACUACUGCCCAGGACUGCUACAGGUACCCCAGUGUAGGGAGGUGGGGAGUCAAACGUAUGAGAAGAAAGGAACCCUCUCACCUGGUGGCAGGUUUCUUGACUAUUCAAUAUAUCACUUUAUUUAUCACAUGAUGGCAGAAUAGUCAAUGGGGUCUCGACAAUACGGUAGAAGUGUCUCCUCCUUGCUCUGAAAGGUAGAACAGUAUGUUCCAUAUCUUAUGAUUUAGACACAAGAAAACUGAAACUACUCAGAAAUAAAGAUCUACCACAUGCAUUUUCAUUUGUCUUGCUCUGAGACGAUUUGUUUGACUCAUUGGUGCUCUAACGAACUACCCUCUCUUGAAAUCAAAACAAAGUGAGUGAGAGCGGAUUUGUUGAGAUUCCUACUUGGUGAACCAGUGUUCUCUGCUCGUAGUGCUUAUUUGCAGAUGAUCAAACCCCCGCUUCCGCAUGUAAUCUAUCCCACAUGCAUUAUUUUCCCAGAGAAGUCUAUUAAAAUGUAGCGUAGUACGGCCAACCGAGAGAUGAGAGCAGAACCAAUACAGUACCCCCGGGCGAUCCAACAUACUGUUUUGAUAUAGAAGUGUCUGUCAUGGAUAUGUUUAGCCGGGCCUAUUAUGUGAUUUGUGGGGUACUCCUGAGGCCUUGCUUCACUUUCGAUCCCAAUCCAUCUCCGGGAUGGGUACAGCACACAUCACAACUUCAUGUCUCUGUAAAGUGCUGCAGUGUAAAAACGUCGGUCCGUCCUAGACGUGAAGACUUUGGUCUCAGGCCCAGGUUGCCUCCCUCUCCUUCUUUUCUUCAACCCCCCCCUCCUCCCUCCCUCCCUCCCUCCCUCCCUCCCUCUCCUUCCCUCAGUGGGGAACCUGUUGCCAGGACAGGUAGUGAGGGGCGGAGAAGCGGGGGGACAUUCCAGGCCCUGUUGUGCUCUCUUACUCCCUCCCUCCCACUCUCCCUCUCUGAGGAAAACAGCUGUGGUGUCCAGAGGAAAUGCUGCUUUUUUCCCAUCAGGCCGUUGCCUGUGAUGGACAGGGGCCUGGUUUGGCUUGCGCUGCGAGGUAGGAUGCAGUUUAUGAGCCAGAACACAGAGGGAAAGGGGGGGGGGGGGGGUGGACAGGCGCCACAGGACAGCUUUUGGCAGAAUUUUCUGGCAUAUUCCCCCGUGGCGUCCGACUUCUUGACCCCAACAUGAGAGCAUCAUGGGAGAUUACUUUGCCCUACUCCUUAACCUUUGCCAGUCCUUAUAUGUCCGUGCUAAUAUGUCUGGCUCGCAGUCCUUCUGUGUUUUCUUUCAAUCAGGUAUUAAGUGAAAGUUGAUGCUGUGCUAUCCUUCCUUACGUAUCUAGACCUGUCCAUCUGACCAUCAAUCAUGUCCAGUGCACAUGAAUGUAUACAUACAGUGGGGGAAAAAAGUAUUUAGUCAGCCACCAAUUGUGCAAGUUCUCCCACUAAAAAAGAUGAGAGAGGCCUGUAAUUUUCAUCACAGGUACACGUCAACUAUGACAGACAAAAAUGACAGAGAAAACAAAAUCCAGAAAAUCACAUUGUAGUAUUUUUUAUGAAUUUAUUUGCAAAUUAUGGUGGAAAAUAAGUAUUUGGUCACCUACAAACAAGCAAGAUUUCUGGCUCUCACAGACCUGUAACUUCUUCUUUAAGAGGCUCCUCUGUCCUCCACUCGUUACCUGUAUUAAUGGCACCUGUUUGAACUUGUUAUCAGUAUAAAAGACACCCGUCCACAACCUCAAACAGUCACACUCCAAACUCCACUAUGGCCAAGACCAAAGAGCUGUCAAAGGACACCAGAAACAAAAUUGUAGACCUGCACCAGGCUGGCAAGACUGAAUCUGCAAUAGGUAAGCAGCUUGGUUUGAAGAAAUCAACCUUGGGAGCAAUUAUAAGGAAAUGGAAGACAUACAAGACCACUGAUAAUCUCCCUCGAUCUGGGGCUCCACGCAAGAUCUCACCCCGUGGGGUCAAAAUGAUCACAAGAACGGUGAGCAAAAAUCCCAUAACCACACGGGGGGACCUAGUGAAUGACCUGCAGAGAGCUGGAACCAAAGUAACAAAGCCUACCAUCAGUAAAACACUACGCCGCCAGUGACUCAACUCCUGCAGUGCCAGACGUGUCCCCCUGCUUAAGCCAGUACAUGUCCAGGCCCGUCUGAAGUUUGCUAGAGUGCAUUUGGAUGAUCCAGAAGAGGAUUGGGAGAAUGUCAUAUGGUCAGAUGAAACCAAAAUAUAACUUUUCGGUAAAAACUCAACUCGUCGUGUUUGGAGGACAAAGAAUGCUGAGUUGCAUCCAAAGAACACCAUACCUACUGUGAAGCAUGGGGGAUGGAAACAUCAUGCUUUGGGGCUGUUUUUCUGCAAAGGGACCAGGACGACUGAUCCGUGUAAAGGAAAGAAUGAAUGGGGCCAUGUAUCGUGAGAUUUUGAGUGAAAACCUCCUUCCAUCAGCAAGGGCAUUGAAGAUGAAACGUGGCUGGGUCUUUCAGCAUGACAAUGAUCCCAAACACACCGCCCGGGCAACGAAGGAGUGGCUUCGUAAGAAGCAUUUCAAGGUCCUGGAGUGGCCUAGCCAGUCUCCAGAUCUCAACCCCAUAGAAAAUCUUUGGAGGGAGUUGAAAGUAUGUGUUGCCCAGCGACAGCCCCAAAACAUCACUGCUCUAGAGGAGAUCUGCAUGGAGGAAUGGGCCAAAAUACCAGCAACAGUGUGUGAAAAUCUUGUGAAGACUUACAGAAAACGUUUGACCUGUGUCAUUGCCAACAAAGGGUAUAUAACAAAGUAUUGAGAAACUUUUGUUAUUGACCAAAUACUUAUUUUCCACCAUAAUUUGCAAAUAAAUUCAUAAAAAAUCCUACAAUGUGAUUGUCUGGAGAAACAAAAUCUCAUUUUGUCUGUCAUAGUUGACGUGUACCUAUGAUGAAAAUUACAGGCCUCUCUCAUCUUUUUAAGUGGGAGAACUUGCACAAUUGGUGGCUGACUAAAUACUUUUUUCCCCCACUGUACAAUGGUACACCAAAAAUGAGGGUAUGAGAAUGAAGCAAAUCUAAUCUACCUCAAAGCAAUCCAGACUAUUUUGGAAACAUACGUAAGAAAUUGAAAGUUUGUUUGGUGUAAGUGCUCACGAACAGCAUCUAGUCACAACAAGAUGGAGGUGUAAAAUGAGUCAGUCAGUACUCAUAGACAUCGAAUAAAGUAAAGAACACAUUGGCCUAACCUCCUCUCUCUCUCUCUCUCUCUCUCUCUCUCUCUGUAGGCCUUUGUCUCCAUCUCCCUGCUGUACUGGGGCCUGCAGACAUUCAGCCAACUGAUUGCAGUCAAGAAGAAGACAACAUGA